This is a messenger RNA of Crotalus tigris (Tiger rattlesnake), 2935 nucleotides long. It is a transcript of the gene ZNF276, whose product is annotated as zinc finger protein 276. Gene Ontology annotation, molecular function: zinc ion binding; chromatin insulator sequence binding. Gene Ontology annotation, cellular component: nucleus; chromosome; kinetochore. The record is from RefSeq and is a predicted model, not a curated record. The transcript has 11 exons. NCBI's taxonomy places the organism in Eukaryota, Metazoa, Chordata, Lepidosauria, Squamata, Viperidae. The coding region runs from base 454 to 2487 and encodes 677 amino acids. Gene Ontology annotation, biological process: regulation of transcription by RNA polymerase II.
CCGCCGGCCGAGACAGGCAGGCUAGACUCCGUGAGCCGGACGCGCCGCAGACGCGCCGCCGCCGCCCGGGAGGAGAAGACCGCGCCGGAGCCCAAGCGCUGGGCCUCGCCGGCCGCUGAAGCCGCAGCCGCAGCGGCCGUGCCGGGUGAGCAGAUCCCGAGAACUCCGCCUGCGGAGGGCCGCCGCGCCCCCCUUGAGCGGCGCCGGUGGCGGGCGGGCCCUGGAACCGGGGAGGCCACCGGAGGGCCCCGCGCGGCUCCCGCCUGCUCCCGCUUGGGCUUUGCCAAGGCGCCGGGCGCCAGAAGGGCGCUUUUCUCGGCCGGCCAGCUUCACCGGCUCCGAGCCGCGCCGGCGCUGGCAGGAGCGAGGGGGACCUAGAGCUUGGCGGGCGGGAGGCGCGGGCGGAGGAGCUGGCGAGGCCGGUUCGGGGCGGACGGUGCCCGGCAGACCCAGAUGCGGUGGGCGGGCAGGCGGGCGGAGCGGCUCGAGUUGCGAGCGUUCCGGGGAUUUGGGCACCUUUACGGGGCCGGGGUGCCUGCAGGAUCCCCAAGCCGCUUCUGGACGCGGGACUCGCCGGGUAAAUGCCCCCGCCCCCCGCUUCCUCCGCCGAGCUCGGUAAGGCCGAGAAGCCGCUCUGCGCUGAAAGGGCUUCGCUCUCCGAUCCACGCCCGGAAAUGCAACGCAACAGGCCGGAUUCUGCUCCAGAGGCAGAACGUGCUAUUUUGUAUCAAGGCGAGCUCAGAUUUCUCCUCUUGGAUUUUGGCAAAUGGUUCCUGCUUGGGGUGCCAAAGAAUCCCACGGGCUUUGACCACGGGCUUCUGCCGGCUUUGCCAUGGGAAGUUCUCCUCGCGGAGCCUGCGAAAUGCCUUUGGGAAGGUCCCCAUGGUGAGCGAGGACUCAGAGGAGCAGCGGCGCUUGGACCAAGUCUUCUUCACAGACUUCCAGCGGCUGGUGGGGGUGACCGUCCAGCAGGACCCCUCUCUUCCCCCGUUUGUUUGCAAAAAGUGCCACGCCCAGUUCUACAAGUGCCGCAGCAUCCUGAAGGCUUUCAUCCAGAAGGUGAACGUCUCACCUGUGGGACAUCCCAAGCCACGAGGAAAGAACAAUCUAGCCCAGCCUUCACUGUCCACUGCUUCAGCUGGAGAAGGAGAGGUGCCUUGUCUGGACUUGAUCACCUCCAGCCCACAGUGCCUUCACCAGCUGGUACGGUGGAGCCACGGCCACGCGGAGAACUGUCCGAUGGCACCAAGCCUGCAGAGUGUCUUGUCGUCCAAGUACUGUGGGAUCAUCAGAGCUGUGUGGGGCUGCGAAGAGGGCCACAAUUACAUCAUGAGCACGGAUUCGGACUGCAGCACCUUGCUGGUAGACAGUGCCCUGGCUGUCCAGUGGGAACUGAAGAAGGACACUCCUCGGCACGUGACGGGCAAUGGGGUGGCAUCCGACAGCUCUGGGGCUGCCAUUCCAUCGCUGCAACACCAGCACGGUGCUGCUAAGGCAAUGGCUGGCCAGCAGCCUGCAGACAGUGGGACUGCUUUGCCGGCAUCCAGUGCAGAAGACCUGGUUCCUGAGAGCCGAGGUUUGCCUUCCUUGCAAGACCCUUUGCAGGAGGACCUGCUCCAAGCAGCCUCUCCCCAGUCGGGUAGCCCAGGACGGCCGAGUGAGAAGCUGUCUCUCUCUGCAGCAUCAGAUGAGCGGGUAAAAGACGCGUUCAGUGACCUUUCUGAGGGAGAGUCUUCAAAUGAGGAUGAAAACCACAAGAGAGCACAGUCUUCAGAUGAAUCUUUUGAGCCUUAUCCAGAAAAAAGGGUGUCCAACAACAGAAAAGUGGAAAGCAAGGAAGCAAACCUGGAGGAGCCGAAAACAAGGAAGAAGCCAGGACCCAAACCUGGCUGGAAGAAGAAGAUCAAGUGUGAAAGGGAGGAGCUGCCAAACAUUUACAAGUGUCCUUAUCAGGGCUGCACAGCUGUGUACAGAGGGGCGGAUGGCAUGAAGAAGCACAUCAAAGAACAUCAUGAAGAGGUUCGGGAGAGGCCCUGUCCCCACCCAGGAUGCAACAAAGUCUUCAUGAUUGACCGCUAUCUUCAGCGCCACGUGAAGCUCAUUCAUACCGAGGUGCGCAACUAUAUCUGUGAUGAAUGCGGCCAGACAUUCAAACAGCGCAAACAUCUGUCUGUCCACCAGAUGCGCCACUCAGGAGCAAAGCCACUUCAGUGUGAAAUCUGCGGCUUCCAGUGCAGACAGCGAGCCUCCCUCAAGUACCACAUGACCAAACACAAGGCAGAGACGGAGCUGGAGUUUGCUUGUGACCAAUGCGGGAAGCGCUUCGAGAAGGCCCACAACCUCAAUGUUCACAUGUCCAUGGUGCACCCCCUGACCCAGACGCAGGAGAGAGCCAAGGAGGGUGAGCCGGAGCCCAAGCCACUGCUGGACACUGUGGAAGGCCAGCCUAUCAAAGUAGAACUGAGUGCACAGCAGGAACCCACCUGAAAGCGCCGGACGCGCCUUUGCAUCAAUCGCACAGGACAGGAGAUUGUCUAUCUUUUAAUGGGGUCUUCGGAAGAGGCCCUGGGAAAUAACUUCUGCUUGCCUGCAAAGAGCUUUCCCGUGCUGUGACCGCUCUCUUUGUGCUUACGUCAACGACGGCUACGACAUCCUAUGGAGAAGUCUCUCCUUUACCAAAAGGCAGGGUCCGUUCUGCCCUUCCCGCUGACGAUGAUCAAAAGGUAUCACGCCUGUUAUAAAGGUGUGUAUAGCUCAUAAGACACCCAUAAAUUCCCUGUGAUGGAUCUCAAGAAUGAUGGAGACUUGAAUCCAGAUGUUUUACAUUAAAUUCCAAAGCCAAACUCAAAACGAAGAACAGGACAUUUAUAACCUAAUUUUUAUUGUUCAAAGUCAUAAUUAUGCUUGUAAUAAAUUAUUUACACAGUACUCUGGA